This is a messenger RNA of Ficedula albicollis (Collared flycatcher), 1351 nucleotides long. RefSeq names its product NTPase, KAP family P-loop domain containing 1 (gene NKPD1). The transcript has 4 exons. NCBI's taxonomy places the organism in Eukaryota, Metazoa, Chordata, Aves, Passeriformes, Muscicapidae. The record is from RefSeq and is a predicted model, not a curated record. Bases 35 to 1351 code for a protein of 438 amino acids.
CUGCUGCUCCUCGGGGCCGGGGCUGUCCCCAGAGAUGUCCCCAGCGCUGUCCCCAGGGGGGUGUGAGGAGUGUGAGGCCUGGCUGGGCCCGGGGGGCUCCCCCCGGCCGUGUCCCCACGGAGCCGCCGGCGAGGGAGCGGCGCCGGAGCUCCGAGAGCCCCCCACGGAGGACGAUGUCUACUGCCGCUGCCUGUCGCGCACGCUGUGCCACACGGCCACGCCCGUCACCGUCGGCUUCUACGCGCCCUGCGGCCACCGCCUCGAGUCCCUGCUGGCCAAGGUCACCGCCUUCAUGCGGGAGGAGAUGGCGCGGCGCGAAGCCGCCGAGCUGCUCCGCGGCCACCGCAAGCCGCGCAGCCCGCACGGCUGGGGCCUGCUGGUGGCCCUGUGGCUCCUGGCCUUCUACGAGCCCGUGGUGACCGAGGGCCACCUGCGGCGCAAGAACCUGGAGUUCAUCUUCAUCCGCUUCAGCGCCUGGGAGUUCGAGGGCUGCGACAAGCUGUGGGCGGGGCUGGUGACCACGCUGUGCCAGAACAUCCGGCAGCACUUCGGCGCCUUGCCGCUCAGCGUCUUCCACGUGCUGGGCACGCGGCCGCGCUUCGCCUCCGGCUUCUCGCAGCGCGAGUGGGUGCUGAAGAAAGGGACGUGCCUGCGGCUCUGGGGGCUGCUGCUGGUGCUGGCCGUGGGCAUCGCCAUCCUGCUGGUGGCGCUGCUGGUGCCGGGCAUCAAGGACCACCACGCGCUCAAGGUGGUGGGCAGCGCCGUGGCGUCGCUGUCGGGCUCCUCGCUGGUGCUGGGCGCCCUGUCCAUCCUCAAGAACUUCCUGGUGAGCGAGAAGAAGAAAAUCGAGCGCUUGACCAACAGCGAGAGGUUCGCCGGGCAGUUGGGGUUCAUGAGUAAAAUCCGGGGCGAGGUGGAGGUGCUGGUGGAUUUCCUGGCGUUCAUGGAGGUGUUCGAGCGCCGGCGGCUGCGCGUGGUGCUGGAGAUCACCAGCCUGGACCUGUGCUACCCGGAGAAAGUGGCCGGAGUGUUCAACGCCAUGGCCACGCUGCUGUCGGACGCCAACGCGCCCUUCAUCUUCGUGCUGGCCGUGGACCCCAGCGUCAUCGUGCCGUGCCUGGAGCAGACGGGCUGCAUGAAGGGGCUGGCGGACAACGGCUACCUGUACCUGAACCGCGCCGUCACGCUGCCCUUCUCCAUCCCCGAGAUGGGCGCCCGCUCCCGCCUGCGCAGCGUCGAGGCCGCCAUCCAGACGCGCGAGGACCUCAUGUACCGCAUCAUCGCCGGCAACGUCGCCAAAACGAUUUUGUCACUGGAAGAUGCUGGAGGGGACUGGGAUGAUCCAGAAUGA